CUGGCUGUCCCGGCCAGGGCAAGUGCAGCUGCUUCAGGAUGAGGUGGCAGACGGGAGGCAGCGCAGGUGGCCAAGGCAAAGUCGCAGCCAGAGAAAAAUGAUGAAUGGAGCAGCGGGACUCUCGCACAUGGACCGUCGCGAGCGGGUUCUCAAGUUAGGCGAGACUUUUGAGAAGCAGCCGCGCUGCGCCUUCCACACCGUACGCUAUGACUUCAAACCUGCUUCUAUUGAUACUUCCUGUGAAGGUGAGCUUGAAGUCGGCAAAGGUGAACAGGUGACAAUAACUCUGCCCAAUAUAGAAGGUUCAACUCCACCAGUAACUGUUUUCAAAGGUUCAAAGAAACCUUACUUAAAAGAAUGCAUUUUAAUUAUUAACCAUGACACUGGAGAAUGUCGACUAGAAAAACUCAGCAGUAACAUCACUGUAAAAAAAACAAGAGUUGAAGGGAGUAGUAAAAUUCAGUAUCGUAUAGAACAACAGCAGCAACAAAUGCGAUAUUCAUCUAGGACUCCCAAUCUUGUGAAACAUUCUCCAUCUGAAGACAAAAUGUCCCCAGCAUCUCCCAUGGAUGAUAUUGAAAGAGAACUGAAGGCAGAAGCUAGUCUAAUGGACCAAAUGAGUAGUUGUGAUAGCUCAUCAGAUUCCAAAAAUUCAUCAUCUUCAAGUAGUGAGGAUAGUUCCAGUGACUCAGAUGAUGAACAGUGUACAUCCUCUCCUUCUGAGCCAGGGAAUUAUAUCUCAGGACAUCCUGCCAUGUCUGCCAUUGCACAUGGCAGGAUUUCUGAUAUGGAUGCUGGCCAGAAUAGACUUCAUGACAAUAGUGGCCUUCUGAUGAAUACUUUAAGAAAUGAUUUGCAGCUGAGUGAAUCAGGAAGUGACAGUGAUGAUUGAAGAAACAUUCAGCUAUAAAUAUAAAAUUUGUAAGAUGUGAUAUUUAUUUUAUAUUAAGAAUAAAGAUUCCUAAUACUGAAGAAAAUGUAUCUUAACAUUUUAUGAUAAAAGAAAUUUAAUUUGGCUGAUGUUAUAUUUUUGACCUUUUUUAAGUACUAGCAUUUUCAUGUGCUUUCUGUUUAUUAGGCUGUACAGAUGAGAAAACAGACAUUAGGUAACUUGCCCACAGGUUGUUAGUUAACAAGUGGCAGAUCAAAUGUUCUAGAGUACAAGUUUAAUACUCUGUUUUAAAAUACUGAUGUCUCACAAUUGUGAAAUGUCAAAGCAAUUGAUUUAUAAUAAAUGCACAUGGUUUUAA
Molecule: messenger RNA, 1250 nt
Organism: Neogale vison (American mink)
Lineage: Eukaryota; Metazoa; Chordata; Mammalia; Carnivora; Mustelidae
Gene: EAF2
Product: ELL associated factor 2
Exons: 6
Coding region: 98-892 (264 amino acids)
Biological process (GO): positive regulation of DNA-templated transcription; regulation of transcription elongation by RNA polymerase II
Cellular component (GO): super elongation complex
Molecular function (GO): transcription elongation factor activity
Source: RefSeq, a predicted model, not a curated record